AUGGAGGAUUUUCGGAGUUCUUCUAAUAAGAACAUUGCAGCUACGAACAAGGUGAUUACAAGUCUUGGCGCCACUCUCAAAUGGAGAAAGAAGCUUUAUCUAAGUUGUGUCGCAGAUGUCAACCUUUUCUUGCAAAAUCUCAUAGAGACUCAUGACUCAUUGCUUACAGUCUCGGUUCGAAAACAUCUAGUUGAAAAAUUAAAACCAAUAUUCUCCAUGCUUAAUUGUAUGGUGGGUGUUUCAGAAUCUGAUGCUCUUCAAAAACAAGGGGAGAAGCUAAGAAGCCAUCUGAUGAAGAACCCAAAAGCACAGCUGGUGACUCUAGUGAGAUUAAGAUGUGGAUCAAAAGUUGAAGUUGUUGAUAUAGAUGAACCUAUCCGUUGCGAAUACUCUACAUUAUUAACUACUCCAGCCCUUUGUCAAGAAGGAAGACUCAACGAACUACAAGAUAAUUUAGAAGCAGUGAAAAUGGAACAACCACAAGUGAGGUUGAAUGAUGCAGUUACAAAGGAGUGUGUUGUAGAGAUGCAAUGUGAAUUUAACAUAACAUGGCUUCAUAGAGGGGAUGCCAUACUUAAUGUAUCAAGUUGUGAAGCCACUCAACAACAUGGUGGUUAUUGUGCUAAUCAAGAGGUAAUUUUUGUCUUCAUCAAGAAUUUUUCUUCUAGAGAUACAAAGCUAGAUACUAAGAGUCGAGGUUUGUGUUUGGUUCCUAUUUCAUGUAUUGCUCAAGUUACAUCGGUUAUGCUAUCUAUUAGCAUCUUGUUCUUUAUUAUCAAGAGAAAUUUGAGGAAGGCUGCAGCUCAGGAAGUGGUUAACAAAGUGAGGCAGCACAAUGGUCUGUUGGUGGAUCAGGUGUAUUACCCCAUAUUUUUGUCUCUAGUUUCUGCUUACUGUAACAUUCUUGAUGAAUUAGAGGUGAAGAAUACAUGGCUUUCUGUGGACCAUAUGAAUCAGAUGCUAAUGAUUAGGAAGGUAGAUCCGACUUUGGACAUGGAGGCUGAUGAAGGAGACAAUUACACACAUAUUCCAGUAAGAAACAGAGUUGGAUGA
Messenger RNA from Lactuca saligna, 1053 nucleotides. NCBI's taxonomy places the organism in Eukaryota, Viridiplantae, Streptophyta, Magnoliopsida, Asterales, Asteraceae. The record is from the annotation of a GenBank genome assembly.